CGGCAGAAACCCUCGUAUGUGGUGUCUCUGGUGGGUCUCCGGCGCUGUUCCCCGCUGCCCCCGCGGCCACCGCGCAAAAACCCGCGAAAGAAAAAAUUGCUCGGCGGCUCGGCCCGCCUCUCAAGCCUCGCCUCGCCUCGCCGCCGCGACGACUUGCCGGGGACGCGAGGCUCCGAGGCCUCCGGCGACAUGUACGCCGACACAAUGAAGGGCCACCAACCCAAAGGGUCCACUAUUGACGUCACCCCCGUCGAGAAGCGGCUCGCGGAUGUCUGGAAGAGGUACUUCCCCGAGGAGGCAGGGUUCUCGGAGUCCGACCGCAAGGUCCGCAUUGCCGCCGCGCUGUUUGAAUCCUCCUUCUCCACGGUGGUGAAGGGCCUUCAGUCACGGGUCGAAGAUGAUGGCAGUGACAUUUUAUCUCUUCCGAUUGAUUUCAAGCAGCUUCAGGAGUCAUGCGUGUUUAUUAAAGAUGAACUCGAGGAAUCUCCAAAAGAAGUCUUGCUUUGCAUGGGAGCUGCAGCUCAUCUGGCUUUAUGUUCAGGAAAGAUCAACAAGGUCAAUAUUAGGCUUUACAAUACGGGGGCGACUAUUGCUUUGAAGAAACUAAAAGCAGCCUUUAUCAAGAAACUUGUCACCGUGCGCGGCACUGUUGUAAAAGUCAGCACUGUAAAACCUCUUGUCCUGGAGCUGGAAUUCCGUUGCAUGAAGUGUGGUAAAGAAAACCCACGAGUGUUCUGUGAUGGGAAGUUUUCACCUCCAAUGUCCUGUACCAUUCAGGGAUGCAGGAGCAGAACCUUCACUCCAGAUAGAUCUAGUGCAAAGUUGAUGGAUUUCCAGAAAAUAAGGCAGGAGCUUGUUAGUGCUGACAACCAUGAAGAAGGCCGAGUGCCACGAACAAUUGAGUGUGAGCUUACAGAAGACCUCGUUGAUUGUUGCAUCCCUGGAGAGAUAGUAACGGUAACUGGAAUCGUCAAAGUACUGAACAAUAUGGAUGUUGGAGGAGGGAAGUCCAGAAGCAAGAACCAGGGUUUAUACUACCUGUACCUAGAAGCAGUUUCAGUGAGAAACCUGAAGACCUGUGCUGUUUCAGACGAAGAAAUUCGGGCUAGAGGAAUUUGUGAUUUUCAGAGCAAUACUGAAAGGGAUCGUGAUUUUGCUGUCAAUUAUAAAAAAGAACAUGGUGCUGAUGUAUUUCGCCAAAUACUUCAAUCCUUUUGUCCCUCCAUCUAUGGGCAUGAACUUGUAAAAGCUGGUAUCACACUUGCUCUUUUCGGCGGUGUGCAGAAGAACUCAAUGGAUCAAGACAAGGUCCCUGUUAGAGGAGACAUUCAUGUUGUUGUAGUUGGUGAUCCAGGCCUAGGCAAGAGCCAACUCCUUCAAGCUGCAGCAGCUGUUUCCCCACGAGGAAUAUAUGUAUGUGGGAAUACUACGACAAAGGCUGGCCUAACUGUUGCUGUGGUUAAAGAUUCUAUGACAAAUGAUUAUGCAUUUGAGGCUGGUGCAAUGGUCCUUGCUGAUCGUGGAAUAUGCUGUAUUGAUGAGUUUGAUAAAAUGUCUGCAGAACAUCAGGCUUUACUUGAAGCCAUGGAGCAGCAAUGUGUUUCUGUUGCAAAGGCUGGCCUUGUAGCCAGUUUAUCAGCUCGUACCUCUGUGUUGGCAGCUGCAAAUCCUGUUGGUGGUCAUUAUGACCGAGCAAAAACAGUGAAUGAGAAUCUAAAGAUGAGUGCUGCCCUCCUGUCUCGUUUUGACUUGGUUUUUAUUCUACUUGACAAGCCAGACGAGUUACUAGAUAAAAGAGUGUCAGAUCAUAUAAUAGCUCUUCAUACCAACGAAGGUGAUAAUUUCAAAUCCAACAAGAGGAUCAGAACAGUGUCACAUAAUGGUGAUCCAGGGUUUGGAGUUGUUGGGAAUUCAGUGGCUUCAAGACUGAGACUACACCCAGAGAAAGAUAAGGAUUUCGCUCCAUUAGCUGGGCAAUUUCUUCGCAAGUAUAUAGCUUAUUCAAGAGAACAUGUAUUCCCUAGAAUGUCAAAGGCAGCAGCUGAAAUUUUGAAAAAAUUUUAUUUGGGAUUGAGAAACCGCAGCACUUCUGCUGACGGUACACCCAUCACAGCCAGGCAGUUGGAAAGCCUAGUCAGAUUAGCUGAAGCUCGUGCUCGCGUGGAUCUAAGAGAAGAAGUGACCAGAGAAGAUGCUCAGGAUGUUGUAGAUAUCAUGAAGGAAUCUCUCUAUGACAAAUAUGUUGAUGAACAUGGUUUUGUCGAUUUUGCUCGGAGCGGUGGGAUGAGCCAACAAAAGGAGGCAAGGACGUUUCUGAAUGCGUUAAACAAGGAAUCUGAGUUGCAACGAAAAGAUUGCUUUUCAAGAACUGAGAUUUACAACUUAGCUGAUAAGAUCAGCUUGCGAGUUCCAGACUUAGAUGCUCUUGUUGAUAAUUUGAACAGUCUCGGUUACCUUCUGCUAAAAGGAGGGAUGUAUCAGCUGGUGACUGCGUCAUAUUCACAGUGCCAGCCAACAAGGUCAAAAUGAUGUAUGGCAUGGAGAUGGAGGCUAUCUGUAUCCUCAUGGCCGUGCCUUUGCUGCCUGCGUGCUGUGAUGUACAUGUGAAUAAGGUAGACGAGUCGCAGGAUGGCCGCUAACUUUGAUAGCUUGGUGUAUAUGCCAUGGUUUCGCUACAAUGUUUAUCCCAGAGCAGUAGCUGUGGCCAUUACAGUUGUGCAUAGAUUUUUGUAGUUUGCUAAUUUAACAUCCAGAGUUACAGAUGAUAUAUUUUUGCCCGCGUUACACUAUCCAAUUCUCUAGUGAUCCAGCAUGCUGGAACAUCGUUAUUGCUGACGAUUUUUGUGCUCUGAGUUGCUA
Messenger RNA from Setaria italica (foxtail millet), 2859 nucleotides. RefSeq names its product probable DNA helicase MCM8. Gene Ontology annotation, cellular component: MCM complex; nucleus. The record is from RefSeq and is a predicted model, not a curated record. Lineage: Eukaryota; Viridiplantae; Streptophyta; Magnoliopsida; Poales; Poaceae. Gene Ontology annotation, biological process: DNA replication. The transcript has 18 exons. Gene Ontology annotation, molecular function: ATP binding; ATP hydrolysis activity; single-stranded DNA binding. The coding region runs from base 190 to 2529 and encodes 779 amino acids.